CUGGACUUUCCGACUCAAUUAGGAUGGAGCUUCUCAAUAUGCUGGUUUAAAUGGCGUCUGUGGAGAUAAAUAAAAAGAAAGAUGGGCCCCUUGUCUGUUUUAUACUCCUGUGGUCAUAGGCUUUGAACUGUCGCCGAUGAUUGCAGCUUGGUCAUUAUUCCACGAGCAAUAGCAGACCGGCAUACUAGUCUGGUUUAUUGAUUCGAUCUAUUCGUGACUUGUCUGGGAUACCUGUUUGUGGUGUUGCAACAAGAACGCCAUUGACCAACUAAUAUACAGUCGGCGACAUGGCCGAAGACGUGGCUAGAUUUGUUGCCCCUCUCUCACAGGGCUUUGGCUAUGGUAUAAUUAUCGGACUCGGCUUUGCUUUUGCUCUGUUGAUGGUCUUUAUUACCUGGGCUUUGAAGAGAUACCAGUAUGAAGUGCAAACCUCGGAAAUGUUCUCGACCGCUGGACGAUCCGUCAAAUCUGGCCUGGUUGCCGCUGCAGUCGUUAGCAGUUGGACAUGGGCCGCCACACUUCUCCAGUCUUCUGCCGUGGCAUAUCAAUACGGAGUCUCGGGGCCGUUCUUCUACGCAUCAGGCGCCGUUGUGCAGAUCAUCCUAUUCGCAACCCUCGCGAUCGAGCUUAAACGACGAGCCCCGAACGCGCACACCUUCCUAGAAGUCAUCCGCGCACGCUAUGGCACCACUGUACACUGCGUCUUCAUCGUGUUUUGCCUAAUGACCAACACUCUUGUCACCGCUAUGCUCCUUACAGGCGGCUCUGCUGUCUUGACGUCUUUGACAGGCGUUCACACCGCCGCCGCCUGCUUCCUCCUUCCUAUCGGUGUUGUGCUAUAUACGCUGUUUGGUGGGAUCAAGGCGACGUUUAUCACGGACUACUUGCACACUGUCGUUAUUAUUGUUGUUAUCUUUAUAUUUGCGUUCUCGGCAUACGCAACGAACGACACAUUGGGGUCUCCAGGGGCUGUCUAUGAUGCGCUUGUGGCGGCUUCCACGCGGCAUCCGGUGGAGGGAAAUGCCCAGGGGAGUUAUCUGACUAUGCGAUCCAAGGAAGGUGGUAUCUUCUGGGUGAUUAAUCUUGUGGGAAAUUUUGGAACGGUGUUUCUGGACAAUGGGUACUACAACAAAGCCAUCGCCGCCAGCCCCGUCCACGCCUUCCCAGGAUACGUAAUCGGUGGUCUAUGCUGGUUCGCCAUCCCCUGGCUCUGCGCCACCACCAUGGGCAUAUCAGCCCUCACGUUGGAGGGAUCCCAACGACUCAGCUCAGACGACGUCACAGCGGGUCUCGUCUUGCCGUUUGCUGCGGUCAAGCUGCUAGGAUACAGCGGAGCAGUCUGCACGACACUGAUGAUUUUCAUGGCCGUGACAUCUGCAUUCUCGGCCCAGCUAAUCGCUGUAUCCUCGAUCCUUACCUACGACAUUUACCAAGCCUACAUCAACCCCGAUGCUAAAGGUAAAACGCUCGUUUGGGUCUCGCACAUGUCGUGUAUUUUCUGGGCUGUUGUAAUGGCCGGGUUCGCCACAGGACUCUACUAUGCGGGUAUUGGCAUGGGGUAUCUGUAUCUGCUCAUGGGCGUGAUUAUCUCGUCUGCCGUGUUUCCUGGCGCGAUGACCCUGGUAUGGAAGGGACAGAAUUGGAUCGCCGCGGCGGCCUCGCCGGUGCUAGGCCUUGCAGUGUCACUGAUCGCAUGGCUUGUGACGGCGAAGACCGAAUCAGGUGUAUUGACAGUGGCUACUACUGGAGCGAAGUAUCCUUUUCCCCUCCUACUCUCCACCUUUUAAACGAACAACACUAACAACAAUCCCAUCAGCUACCCAAUGCUCGCCGGCAACGUCGCCGCUCUCCUUAGCCCAAUCGUCUUCUCCCCAGUCCUAACCUACCUCUUCGGCGCCCAGAACUACAACUACGCCUCAAUGCGCGCCAUCCGCAAAGUCGACGACAGCGAUGUCGCAGCCGCAGCCCACAUCGACAUCGAGCUGAUCCCCGGCGAGGCCGCAUCCCCAACAUCAUCCCCCAACGAAUCCAAGCAAGAGCAACGCAAAAUGAACCAAGCAGCCACGUACUCGCGCGCUCUGACCAUCGCCAUGGUGCUGUGCUUCCUGCUGCUGUGGCCGAUUCCCAUGUACGGGUCGAGUUAUGUUUUCAGCAAGAAGUUCUUUACGGGGUGGGUUGUUGUGGGCUUGAUUUGGUUGUUUGGGACGACUUGCGGGGUGGUGGUUUUUCCGCUUUGGGAGGGGAGGGUGAGUAUUGUGCGGACGGCUAGGUUGAUGUGGUUGGAUGUGG
Molecule: messenger RNA, 2289 nt
Organism: Aspergillus candidus
Lineage: Eukaryota; Fungi; Ascomycota; Eurotiomycetes; Eurotiales; Aspergillaceae
Product: sodium:solute symporter family protein
Exons: 5
Coding region: 288-1787 (499 amino acids)
Biological process (GO): putrescine transport; spermidine transport; urea transmembrane transport
Cellular component (GO): plasma membrane
Molecular function (GO): spermidine transmembrane transporter activity; urea transmembrane transporter activity; putrescine transmembrane transporter activity
Source: RefSeq, a predicted model, not a curated record